Molecule: messenger RNA, 1256 nt
Organism: Drosophila busckii
Lineage: Eukaryota; Metazoa; Arthropoda; Insecta; Diptera; Drosophilidae
Gene: Ssu72
Product: RNA polymerase II subunit A C-terminal domain phosphatase SSU72
Exons: 3
Coding region: 88-675 (195 amino acids)
Biological process (GO): termination of RNA polymerase II transcription
Cellular component (GO): mRNA cleavage and polyadenylation specificity factor complex; nucleus
Molecular function (GO): RNA polymerase II CTD heptapeptide repeat phosphatase activity
Source: RefSeq, a predicted model, not a curated record
GACAAACUAGCUAAAUUGGCCACACUGAUUGGCCUAAGUCAUAAUUUUAAUUAUUUGUUGCCAUUAAAUUUCACUGCCAAAUUGAAAAUGACUGACCCGAGCAAAUUGUCCGUAGCCGUGGUCUGUUCAUCUAACAUGAAUCGCUCCAUGGAGGCGCACAAUUUUCUCGCCAAAAAGGGUUUCAACGUGCGCUCAUAUGGCACCGGAGAACGGGUGAAACUACCCGGUAUGGCGUUUGACAAGCCAAAUGUUUACGAAUUUGGCACCAGCUAUGAGGAAAUCUAUCGCGAUUUGGAGUCUAAAGAUAAGGAAUUUUAUACACAAAACGGAUUGUUACACAUGCUCGACCGUAACCGGCGCAUCAAAAAGUGCCCGGAACGCUUUCAAGAAACCAAAGAACAAUUUGACAUCAUUAUUACAGUAGAGGAGCGUGUUUAUGACCUGGUUGUUUUGCACAUGGAGUCUAUGAAUUCUGUGGAUAAUCGACCCGUGCAUGUAUUGAACGUGGACGUUGUGGACAAUGCAGAGGAUGCCCUAAUGGGCGCAUUUUUAAUAACUGAUAUGCUCAAUUUGAUGGCGAAAUCAAAUGAUAUUGACAAUGAUAUUGAUGAGAUGAUACAGGAGUUUGAGGAGCGGCGGAAUCGAGUCAUAUUACACUCGGUGCUCUUUUACUGACAGCCGAAGUUUGGCAAUGGUAUAUGUCCAACAAAUCACCUGCGCUCUACUACGGGUAAUUGCCAUCGCAAGCACAACUACUACACCAACAAGAAUAACAAGAGUCGAUGGUGAUUAUCACAUCAAUAGGAACUUGUAGAAUUGUAAAUACAAGCGAAAUUUUGGUGUCGUGAAUGUUAUACGUAUGUUUGACAGAACGAUAUACCAAUAUAUAUACACAUACAAGCACACAAAUCGAAUUUCAAAAAACAAAAUCCAAAAAUAAUAACAUAAAUUUAUACAAUGCAAUUGUAAUAUGUGUUUCCGGCAUGUAAAGAUGCAGUCAUGCAUCAAUAUAUAGAAUUAUAAAUAAUUGCAGCUUUAGACUGUUGUCCUAAACUAAAAUCGUGCUAAGAAAAAAUUAUUAAUGUAAUGUUAUCGUGUCCUCUUCCUAAUUGAUUGUAAAUAUAAUAACAAAAUGAGCUUUGUCGAUACAAAAAAAAAAAAAAAAAAGACUACAAUGGCUCCAUAGCAAUAUUACAUACUACAUAUGUACAUUCAUAUGCCAAAAAAAGACAGCUAAGUACAUACAUGUAUGACUA